UCACGAUUUUCGACUUUAUUCCGAUCUCACAACAAAGUCUCACCGUGAAUCUGCUAGUUCUACUCUACGUGACAUUUAGAACGUACACCAUGGCUGGUCCUAACCCAUACAGCAACCUCCUUCGUACCGUAGAAGUCCACGGGAAUACUUACAAGUAUUAUGACUUGGCUUCGUUUGGUGACAAAUACAACCGACUCCCAUACAGCAUCAGAGUGCUGCUGGAGUCUUGUGUUCGGAACUGCGACAACUUCCAAGUGUUAGAGAAGGACGUCAGCAACGUGCUAGAGUGGGAGAGGAAUAUGGCGGUCGGGGGGGUGGAGAUCGCUUUCAAACCCGCUAGGGUCAUAUUACAGGACCUUACAGGGGUGCCAGCAGUGGUAGAUUUCGCAGCCAUGCGUGCCGCCGUCCGCGACUUGGGUGGCAACCCUGACAAGAUCAACCCCAUCUGCCCAGCUGACUUGGUCAUCGAUCAUUCAGUACAGGUCGACUUCGCUAGAACACCCGAUGCAUUGAACAAAAACCAAGAAUUGGAAUUUGAGAGGAACAAGGAAAGAUUCCAGUUUUUGAAGUGGGGUGCUCAAGCUUUUGAUAACAUGUUGAUCGUGCCACCAGGCUCCGGUAUCGUUCACCAGGUCAACUUAGAGUACUUGGCUCGCGUGGUCUUCUCCAAGGAUGUGCUUCACCCGGACUCCGUGGUCGGUACGGACAGCCAUACCACCAUGAUUAACGGGCUUGGCGUCGUCGGCUGGGGCGUUGGAGGUAUCGAAGCAGAAGCAGUGAUGUUGGGCCAAGCCAUCAGUAUGUUGCUGCCUAAAGUUGUCGGAUACCGCCUCAUCGGGGAACUGAACCCGCUUACCACCUCUACUGAUCUUGUGCUAACUAUCACUAAGCAUCUCCGCUCUCUCGGCGUAGUCGGCAAAUUCGUUGAGUUCUUCGGCCCUGGAGUGUCAGCCCUCAGCAUAGCGGACCGCGCCACUGUUGCCAACAUGUGUCCGGAGUUCGGCGCCACUGUGGCCCACUUCCCGGUCGACGCGAGAUCUCUACAAUACUUGGCUCAAACAAACCGUACUCAGGAGAAGAUUGACAUCAUUGAAGCGUAUCUGCGUGCCACCAACCAGUUCAGAGAUUACAAUGACCCCUCACAGGACCCCAUCUUCUCUGAGGUGGUUGAGCUAGAUUUAUCCACCGUCGUGACGUCAGUGAGCGGCCCCAAGCGCCCUCAGGACCGAGUUUCUGUUUCCGUCAUGAAGAAGGACUUUCAAGAUUGUCUCAGCAACAAGGUCGGCUUCAAAGGCUACGGCCUGAGCCCGGCCCAGCUCGACACGUCAGCAAGCUUCACGUACUCCGACGGCGCGACGUAUACGAUCCGACACGGAUCCGUGAUAAUAGCGGCCAUUACGUCAUGCACCAAUACUUCUAACCCUAGCGUUAUGCUGGGCGCAGGUAUGCUCGCCAAGAAAGCGGUGGAGAACGGUCUAAGCGUGCUGCCUUAUAUUAAGACCUCCCUGUCCCCUGGUUCCGGAGUAGUCACUUACUAUCUCAGGGAAUCCGGAGUAGUCCCGUACCUGGAGAAGUUAGGUUUCGAUAUCGUCGGCUAUGGAUGUAUGACCUGUAUUGGAAACUCGGGACCUAUUGAUGACAACAUCGCCAACACGAUUGAGAAGAAUGAGCUGGUGUGCUGUGGAGUCCUCUCCGGUAACCGCAACUUCGAAGGCCGCAUCCACCCCAACACGAGGGCCAACUAUCUCGCCUCUCUAUUAGUCAUCGCCUACGCGUUGGCAGGCACUGUGGAUAUUGACUUUGAAACUCAACCGCUAGGUAAUCGCGCGGACGGCAGCCCAGUGUUCCUCCGCGAUAUCUGGCCCACCAGAGCCGAGAUUCAGGAGGUGGAGAACAAGCAUGUCAUCCCCAACAUGUUCAAAGAGGUGUAUGAGAAGAUCGAACUGGGCUCGCCUUCCUGGCAAGCAUUGGACGUGCCCAAAGGCAAGCUGUACGGCUGGGACCCCAACUCUACCUACAUCAAGAGACCGCCUUUCUUCGACGGCAUGACCAAGGAGCUCGGCACCAUUCGCGACAUUGAGAACGCUCGCUGCCUCCUCCUCCUGGGCGAUUCUGUGACGACGGACCACAUCUCCCCCGCCGGAGCUAUUGCGCGGAACUCCCCUGCGGCCCGCUACCUCGCCGGCAGAGGACUAACCCCUCGCGAGUUCAACUCGUACGGCUCUCGCCGAGGCAACGACGCCAUUAUGUCUCGAGGCACGUUCGCGAACAUUCGCCUCGUGAACAAGAUGGCGCCCGCGCCCGGGGCGAGAACCACGCACCAUCCUAGCGGGGACGUUAUGGACAUAUUCGAUGCGGCUGACAGAUACGCGCAAGAGAAUGUGCCUCUGAUCGCCAUCGUGGGCAAGGACUACGGGUCUGGCUCCAGCCGAGACUGGGCCGCCAAGGGACCCUAUCUGCUGGGCAUCAAAGCUGUAAUCGGCGAGUCAUUCGAGCGCAUCCACCGCUCAAACUUGGUCGGCAUGGGCAUCAUGCCUCUCCAGUUCCUGUCCGGAGACUCCGCUGACGGCCUGGGGCUCACGGGGGCGGAGCGCUACAGUGUGCGCGUGCCGCAGGACUUGACUCCGGGCCAGCGGCUCACUGUGCAGGUUGACAACGGCAAGUCGUUCCAAGUCAUCGCUCGUUUCGACACCGAGGUAGAUCUUACCUACUUCCGCAACGGAGGAAUCCUGAACUACAUGAUCAGAAAAAUGCUGUAAAACACUGCAUAUAUCUCGGUUGUAUGAUUUUGUGGGCAAUAGUGCAUAUAUCGCGGUGGUAUGAUUUUUUCAAGUGUAUGACUACCUAAAAUUCUGUAGACAUGGGGGUUUCUACAAUCUAUGCUGUAGGCACAUUACAUGUAUCGCGGUUGUAUGGCUGUGUUGUCUACUUUAAAUAGUUGAAUAAGAGAUGUUUUAGAAAGCAAUGUUGUUUAAGGUUAUAUAGUCCGAAAAAGUUCAACUUUUGUACUUUGUGUAAAAGAAUUCGUUUCUUUUUUUUUAAUCAAUAAUACUUAUUUUU
Leguminivora glycinivorella is the source of this 3060-nucleotide messenger RNA. Its product is annotated as cytoplasmic aconitate hydratase-like. Gene Ontology annotation, biological process: citrate metabolic process; tricarboxylic acid cycle. Gene Ontology annotation, molecular function: aconitate hydratase activity; 4 iron, 4 sulfur cluster binding. NCBI's taxonomy places the organism in Eukaryota, Metazoa, Arthropoda, Insecta, Lepidoptera, Tortricidae. Gene Ontology annotation, cellular component: mitochondrion; cytosol. The record is from RefSeq and is a predicted model, not a curated record.